CUUGAUUUUUACUUAUACUUUUUUGACAAACGACGUAACUCGAAACGACGGUCAAACAGAAACUUAACUGGAAAAGAUGCUCUCAACAAUUGUCUUAUUUAUUUUAUUUCAGAUGAUAUUUAAUUUUUCUAAAGCAUGUGAUCCAAAUAAACCGUUGGACAUUACCGUUUCGAAAAAGGGUGACAUUUUCAGCCCGGGAUACGAAAAAAAUGAAAAGUAUCCUUUGAAUACGAGAUGCAUUUAUUUUCUUCAUACCGAACCCGGAAAAAGUAUUCGUUUAAAGUUUAUCGAUUUUGAUGUCGAAAGUACCGAAUCCUGUGGAGGAGAUUCUUUAAGAGUUUUCGAAGGUCACGAUAUGGAACAUGGAGCCCAUGGAAUUUUUUGUGGAGAUUCUACUCCUGAAGAUAUUUUAUCUAUAGAAAAUGAGUUAUUUAUUGUGUUUUAUAGUGAUUUUAUGAUAAAUAAACGUGGAUUUCACUUUACUUACGAACCAACUGAAGAUGAAUCCCUUUGCCCAAAUGAUCUGGAAUGUAAGAACAGAAGAUGUGUUAGCAAUUCAAAAGAAUGCGAUGGUGUAGAUGAUUGUGGAGACGCUACCGAUGAAGAAGAGUGUGAACAUUCGAUUGUUGAAGCCGAAAAAUGUGGAGAACCAACAAUAAAACCAUCAGAACACGAUUACGGCCGUAUAGUAGGUGGAUUUGAAGUUACUCCUGGAAGUUGGCCCUGGCAGGCAGACAUUCAGUUCGAUUUGAUACAUCCUAGUGGCCAUAUCUGUGGAGGAAGUCUUAUAAAUAGCCAAUGGAUAGUGACAGCUUCUCAUUGUUUCGAGCAACAACCAAAUCCACUUGCUUGGAGAAUUCAUCUUGGAAAUCAUCAUAAAUUUUCAAAAGAUAAUUCGGAACAGAUACGGUAUCCUGAACAUGUUAUCAUUUAUCCGGACAUACCAGAAGAAGAACUCAAAAAUUGGACAUUAAAUAUAUAUGAAGAUCUUACAUUAGUGAAAUUGAAUGCUCCAAUAAAGUUUACAGAUAAAGUUCAGCCUGUAUGUUUACCCGAUAAUGAUAUUGUUAUUCCAAUAGGAACUGAAUGUUAUGCUACAGGAUGGGGACUAACUAAAGGAACCGGAAGUAAUGAUGCUUUGAAGCAAACAAAAUUACUUAUACAUGGGCAUGAAGAUUGCGAGUCUCCAUUAGUUGAAUUUAAUCAUACUACGAUGAUUUGUGCUGGAAUGGCCAAAGGAUUUCAUGGUCCUUGCCAUGGCGAUAGCGGUGGUCCUUUGGUAUGUAAAAUAAAUGAAAAAUGGAUUCUUGUAGGAGUGGCUAGUUAUAUCACGGAUACAAAUUAUAUAGGUGCCUUAUGUGCUGUGACUAAUGUUCCUACAUCAUUUGUAAGAGUUAGUUUCUACAGAAAUUGGAUAGAAGAUAUUAUUAAAGAAUACAGUUAAAUUAUCAUUUCUUUCUUCAAGCAUAAAUAUCUGAAUAAAUUUAUAAAAUUCAUAACGAACUAAUUUCCUCUCUUUAACUUUUAAUAUAGAUUUAAUGCAAACUGGAGUAUAAUAAGUUAAUAAAUAAUUUUAUAUUAAAGUCAUAACACUCUUUAUUUCAUAUAAAACUAAUUAAAAUUGUUCAAGAUUCACCUCAAGAACUGCUCAAGCAGAAGUUAAUGUCAGAACCAUUCAUCUAUUCCUUUCUUCGGACAUUCUUUUCAGUUCUUCAUAUUCACUUGCCAUAAUUUAACUAAUACAAGAUUGCUUAAUCUAACUGUUUUCGAAUAUGCCUAGCAUUCGGACCUUAUUAAAUAUCUUACCUUCCAGAAUAUUUUAUUACAGAUUUUCAUUGUGCCAAAGCCACCAGGUUAGACAUUUCUUUCGUAUCUUCUCCAGAGUCUUUCUAUGCGAAUUAUCUUCAGAAAAUGGUUGUAGAUUCUCUCUUUCUCCAGCUAAAGCUUCACAUUGAAAUUAACUAAAUGUAUUAAUUUGUAUUUUUAUUUACUUAAAAAAUCCAUUGUAUAACUAUUUCGAAGUUUUGCUUAUGUGUAGAUUUACUAGAAAUUUGUAUAAUAAAUCACUCACAUGUAAAAGCUG
This is a messenger RNA of Centruroides sculpturatus (bark scorpion), 2083 nucleotides long. Its product is annotated as chymotrypsin B-like. Gene Ontology annotation, molecular function: protein binding; serine-type endopeptidase activity. Lineage: Eukaryota; Metazoa; Arthropoda; Arachnida; Scorpiones; Buthidae. The transcript is spliced from 10 exons. The coding region runs from base 77 to 1444 and encodes 455 amino acids. The record is from RefSeq and is a predicted model, not a curated record. Gene Ontology annotation, biological process: acrosome reaction; proteolysis.